This is a messenger RNA of Mus caroli (Ryukyu mouse), 923 nucleotides long. The record is from RefSeq and is a predicted model, not a curated record. NCBI's taxonomy places the organism in Eukaryota, Metazoa, Chordata, Mammalia, Rodentia, Muridae.
ACUUGGAAAGGACUCAGGAAGAUGCAUCUAGUCUUGCUGAUCUGCCUGCUGGCAGGGACCACUGGGAAGAGCUGCCUCCGCUGCUGGCCAGAGCUGCUCACCAUGAUGGACUAUGACCUGCAGGUGCUCUGGGGCAGCCCAGGUCCACCUACAGAACUCUCACAAAGCCUACACUCCUUUUUCCUGGAGAAUAACACCAUACUCUUGCCCUGGUACCUUGCUCGAGACAAUUUGGAUGAGGAAACAGCUACAUUCUUCACCCAAGUAGACAACGCCAUUAAAAAGCUGAGGGAUGAUAAGCCAGCACUGCUUAAAGAGAUUCAGGUUCAGAAGAGUCUCCUGAACAAGAGACUGAAGGAGAAGUCCCAGGACCUGAUGCAGAAGGUCUGCAAUGAGUCAUGUGACAUCCUCUCCGAAAUGGAAGUCACUGCAUGUGCUGACUGCCGGAAGUUCUACCUGUCCUGCAAUGACCCUACCUUGUGCACAGCCAGGGUCACAUGGAGCUACAAGUGGGUUGUGGUCCUUUUCACCAUCCUGAUGCUCCUGGCUGUUGCUGGCAUUGGUGGAUACUUUUUCUGGCUCCAGAAGAGGUCAGUGGAGGCUGAUAAGAGAAGAGACAGCAAGUUACCUCCUUCAGGAAACGAGCAGCAACUAGGGCAGCAACCAGAGCAGCUGCCAGAGCCCAUCCUGUCUGAAAGUUGUCUCUGGUCCUGGUGACUCUCUAUUACACAAAGCACUCCUUCCUGGGGCCUGGAGAGCUCUGAGGCCCUGCAGCUCUGCAAACAAGACUGAUUCUCUCUCUCUCUCUCUCUCUCUCUCUCUCUCUCUCUCUCUCUCUCUCUCUCUCUUUCUCUUUCCCUCCCUUCCUCCCUCUUAAUACAUACUACUUUGUAAAUAGUUAUUAAAAACGUUUUUUCUACAUA